AAAAGAGAUAUUUCAUAUUUGAACACAAAAACAAAUAUUUCAACAAUUUGAAAAGCCAGCCAAAAUGAAAAGAUUUGCCUGUUUGAAUUUGCGCACUCUUGGCCUCAGCAUAGCCUGUUUGGAUGCACUGAUUGCUCUGAGCAUCCUGAGCCUGUGCAGCUUUCAUAUGUACAAUGAUUUUAUGGACUUGAACCAAUGGCAGCAAAAUGAUGUACAGAUCUUGAGUCCCUUUGGAACAUUUGUAGCCACAUUGGUCGACUAUGUGCUGGUCCAUGAAUUUUCACAGGCUUUUUAUAUGAUACUCACAGUAACCGUUUGGGUUAAGGCACUGAUAAAUCUGGUGGUGGCUGGCAUACUAGUCGAUGGCAUCAAACAGCAACGGCUGAUUUCCAUUGCCCCAUGGUUGAUCAAUGCGUGCGUAUCGAUGGUCAUAGAGGUGGCCGUAUUUGUAAGCUUGGAGCUGAAAAUUGACGAAGUAGAUGCCUCCGUAGAUCGACGCAUAGCACGUAGUGUGCUCUUUGGUUUUUUUACAGUUCUAAAUGCGCUGUUUACAUACGCCAUUUAUGCGCUCUAUCGCAUGUUGAAAUCAUCAACAAGUGAGAAUCAAGCCCUGCAGGAGAGCAUUGUGGAAACAUCGGGUAUGUUUCAGCAUAUCAAGGUUUGA
Drosophila montana is the source of this 664-nucleotide messenger RNA. RefSeq lists its product as uncharacterized. Bases 65 to 664 code for a protein of 199 amino acids. The record is from RefSeq and is a predicted model, not a curated record. Lineage: Eukaryota; Metazoa; Arthropoda; Insecta; Diptera; Drosophilidae. The transcript has 4 exons.